AUGACCCGGCCGCAUCACUCGAUCGCAUUCAGCAAUCAACGAUGCCAUCACAUCCUCGGUCGUCGCGCAGAAGAACCUGACGAUGAGCGACGAUCCGGAAUUUCCCUGUCCGAUCAGCUCGCCGAACUGCGGCGGCAACGCGCCCGUGCGGAUCGGCUGAUUACCGAGGCUUCGCGCGUGAAUGAUGAGACGGAUCGCGAAAUGUAUGCCGAGGCGCUGCGCGGAUGGACCGAUUAUAAGUCGAUCGCCAACAAGGCGGUCGAACUGGCACUGGAAAAUCGUAACGCCGAGGCCUCGGUCAUCUCGCUGGGAACCGCCAACAAGGCCGCCGUCAAGGUCGGCGAUAUGGUCGACGAUCGUCAAGCGGCAGCGAAACGAGUUGAAGGUCGCGAACGAGGCCGGCGAUACUCUUUGCGCCCAAUCGCGCCUCAUGCUGUUCAUCGUGGCCGGGGCGGCCUUCCUGCUCGCCAUGGCUGGCGCCCUAUGGAUCAGCCGCAUCGUCUCGCAGGGUCUGAACCGCAUCUCCGUCGCGCUGGGUGCGGUGGCGAUCGGCGAUCUGGACCAGCGGGUCGAGGUGGCAGCAAUGACGAGAUCUGCGGGGAUCUGGUGGUGGUCGUCAAUCACAUGACGGACAAUCUGCGGACCUCGGCCACGCUGGCCGAUCGAUCGCGCAGGGCGAUCUGA
Acanthosepion pharaonis is the source of this 684-nucleotide messenger RNA. Lineage: Eukaryota; Metazoa; Mollusca; Cephalopoda; Sepiida; Sepiidae. The record is from the annotation of a GenBank genome assembly.